AGGAUUUUGCACUUGUUUUUUUUCUGGCUUGUGAUCCCGCCACAUUAUUUUUUGGCGCCCGAACAGGGACUGUUGGUGAGUCAGCUGCAGGGCAAUUGGGGUAUUGAAUUGUGUGAUUGAUGGAGAAAGUGAGGAUGGAAGGGUUGAAGGAGAUAGAGAGGCUGAAGGAGGAGCUGAGGUUGGCGAGGGAAGCUAAGGGAAGGCUGGAAGUGGAGAAUGAGAGGUUGAGGGUAGAGUGUGAGGAGCAGAAGAGGGAGUUAGAGGAAAUGAGAGGAAUGUUAAGGAGUGCAAAAGUGGAAAUGAAAGAAGAGGUGAAAGGAGCGGAAGAGAGAAUGGUUGAGAAAAUGGAUGAAAAAUUGGGGGUAAUGAUGAAUGCAGUGCAAGAGAUGAUGCAGGAAAUGAUGAAGGGAUUCGUGGGAGAGGGAGCUGUAGGAGGUAGGCCUAGUGGGUCUUGUGACGGGCCAGGAGUGGUAAAGGAAGGAAAAGAGCGAGUGGAUGAGUGUACGAGUGAAGAAGGGGAUUCGGUUGUAAUAGGUAAGGGAAAGAAAGGGAAGACACAGGACAACGAUAAACCUGAGGACAAGAAUAAGAAAGUGGCUGAGGAAAAGGAGAAGACUAAGGGAAAGAAGGUUAGUAAGGGUGAUGGACAGGAUGAGACUAGGUCAGAAUACAUUGGGAAAAGGGCUGAGAGUGAUUUGGAUAGCGGUGAAUGGAAACAGGUAAGUAGAAAGAAGAAGGGUAAGAAGAGCGUAGCCAGGGGUAUGGACGUGAGUAUGGAAGUGGAUUCGCUGUAUUCGGAAGAGGGAAAGAUGGGUCAGAAUGGAAGUAGCGAAAGUGAGAGUGAGAGUGAGCGGGAAGUACGAAAGGCUGUGUAUGUGAGAGAGGUACCCCGAUGUGCACAAUACGAGGAAUAUGGUAGUAGGGACAUAAGGGACUUUUUUGAGGAAUAUGAGAGGUAUUGUGAGGCAAAGUAUGGGGAUAACAAGAGAGUCUGGGCAAGAGAGUUAGGUAACUUUUUGAUGGGAUUUUUGUUUGAAUAUGUAUAGGGUGAUUAUGAGUGUAGGGAAUGUGCCGUAUCACUCACGUGGACUGGCUGAGGUCAAAUUUAAAACCAUGAAAUUUUCCCGUCUCUGAAGAGCACUACUGCUGACCAUUUCUGCAGGCGCAAAAUCAUCACCAAGAAGAACAAACGUGUUUUGUAAGACAAUUACUUUUUUAACUAGAAGACGGGAUAAAUUUAGGCUAUUGUAAUUUGGUCUCUCUCGCUCCCUGAGUGUACUCUGCUGCCUGCGUCCAUUGUCCCCUGUAUGUUCAAGAAUUGUGAAGCUGGGGAUUGUUCAUUAUGUCUUGCGACCUCUUAUGGUGGAAGUGAUGCGACCUCUUGUGAUGACAAUGACAAAAUUGGAAAGUAGGGUGCAAGAUCAGCAGAAGUCACUAGAAAUAAUGAAUGGUACCAUCGAACAUUUGAAACAAACUCAGGCUGCUGCACCCACUGGACCUGAUUUAUCCCUGCUGGACGGAUUGCUACCAAUACAAAGAUAUGUAGACUUUGAGGACUUUGAACAACAGAUAAAUGGGGACAGUCCCUUAGAAAGUCACUGGUACAUAGACUCUAGAUUCUUGGGGGAGCAACCGUCAGCAGUCAAAACCAUGAUUGACUUCUGCAUGACAAGUGGACUCCAGUAUGAGUUCAACUGGGAAGGUCGUCUUGGCUGGAAGACGAAAACAAAUACAUGCAAGAAAGGGUUCAAGAACACGACAUUGUGUGGAAUUAUAAUAAAUAUUCUGGUGAACAAGACACAAUUAUCAA
Molecule: messenger RNA, 1810 nt
Organism: Macrobrachium nipponense
Lineage: Eukaryota; Metazoa; Arthropoda; Malacostraca; Decapoda; Palaemonidae
Exons: 6
Coding region: 120-1046 (308 amino acids)
Source: RefSeq, a predicted model, not a curated record